AUGAGCCACCCAUUGGCACUGAGCGCAGAUCUAGCGACGCCCACCACGUCCAAAGAUGCUUCGACAGCUGAUGCAUCAGCCUCAGAAUCGACGUCGAACGCUCAACCGGCUGAUUCUUGGACUCGGCCGGGCUAUUUCGAUCUUCAGAAGCUGGCUCAAAGAGCAGAUGAGAUGGAGAGGCAAUCGCACGCGUCGAGCUCCCAACUCACUGAUCGGCUCAGACUGUCCCCAAGCGCGCAUCCCUACGCCCACUCAACGAAAGCCGACAGCUCGGUCGGUGACGCCGAGUCCGGCUACAGCAGCGAUGACACAAUCGACGAGAAUGACAGGCUCCGCGUCAGUCCUGUACCUUCUAGGGCUCCCUCCAGACUUGGCAACCUGGCCGUCGGCACUCGGACUCGACCUCCAUCUCGCAGCGCUGCUCGGUCGCCGGUACCACCAUCUGUGGCGCGAGAGCCGACCAAGGCUAUGUCUAUUGCCCCCUCAGAGAGCGACAACGAUGGAGAAGGAGUGGCGGAGCGGCAAUCGCGCAGGCAUUACCUCUCUUCUCUCCACCAGCUCUCAGACGUCGAGCUCGAGCGGAUCGCCACUUUUGGUUCUGCCACCCAGCCUGCCCAUGGUGCCCGAACCGACUCUGCGUCGCUCGCACAAGGCACCGCUACCGAAGCCGGGCUGACCUCGGGCGUAGGUGCUCACACAGACUCCAUUCUUGCGACACGCACCAGCCUGAUACGGGAACUUAGCAUCGCUCUCAAGGUCGCGAUAGACGAGGGAUCACUACAUCGUGAGGCACUGGAAGGCAUGCAGAAGAAGCACGUCAUUGCGAUCGGUGCACAGCGGCGACGCUAUGAUGCGCGAGAGACGGCUUUGAAGGACAUUCUACGAGGAGCAGGUGUCUCGCAACUGCGCGUGGAGCGCGCUUUGAUGCACGCGACAAGUCAGUCCGAAAUUCCUACAUUUAAGGCCGACGAGCGCAAAGAGGGCAAUAGCGCCGCUGACGCGACGCAGACACACAACGGCCAGCGUUCGAGCAUCAAAGAGGAGCUGACGAGCCUUGGAGACGAGGGCUUGCCAGAGUCGCUUAGGGAAGCGAUGCUGGAAAAUCUUGCUGCAGAAGGGGGCGAUGAAUUGUCCAGAGAUCACUUGAAGGUGCAUGAUCAGAGCACUGUACGAGCGCGUCGCUCGCUCCUCAGCAGCACUGGCGACGGCGAAUCGGCGGUCUCAGCUCGAGACGACGCCUCGGAUGCGGUUGUGCUACCAGACGCUCGCGCAGACGCAACAGCCUCGAGCCAAGGCGCACGACAGCAAGGAGAUUUGCGGUCGACCCAGGAGAUCCUCGACAAAGGAUCCGACAAGUCGCCGCGUCGAUCUUCAAGAGCGCCUUCGGUCUCUUCGACAAAGUCCUCGGCUUCAAAGCAAAGUGUCGCCCCUUCGAGCUUUGCGUGGGGUCUGUGGGGAACCAGCUCCGUUUCGCACACAAAAGCUGCACCUAGCGUGCACGCUGUCAGUCCAGCAGACGUUGAAGCGGACGGCUACUUGUCUGACGGCGCGCAGCCUGCAGGAAGCCGUGGGGUUCUGCAUUCCUCUCCCAAAGAUCCGCGGACAGCACACGCUAGGUCUGCCUCUGUCUCGGCCUCGUCCCUAAAUACUCCAAGCUCCCCGAGAGCACCGAGCAGCUCCAGCACUUCGUCCGACAAGACGGGCACAGGCAGCAACAGGGUGCUGAGCGGCUUGUCUAUGAUGGGCAGCAUCGCGUGGCGCCGUAAACCCAAGCCGUCCCCUAGGCCCACCCUCUCAGAAUCUAUCGCUUCUCGAGGGGCGGCAGGCUUGAUUGAGGGAGAAGAGAUUGCAAACAAAGCCGACGACACCGCAGCGGCACUCUCGGUCGGCGAAGGCACAGCAAAUGCGGCUUCUGAAUCGCUAGGAGGGUCAUCUACCCUUGCCAUCCCCACGGCCAAGCUCGAUGACGAGGUCGCACAGAGUCGUCCCACCGAAGACGACAGAGUCUCGGUCUCUGACGCUCUGCAAGAAGCUUUGAGUGCGGAUACUGCGGCACCUAAAGCCAAGAGUGACACCGUGCCCGCCAGCAGAGAUUUAGGGGCUGGUCACGACAAGAGCAGCCCAGCAGAAGAGAGAGCGUCAGUAUCGAGCGCCGCUAGCGACGCGAGUGGAAGCUUGAAAGCGUCAAGGAAUGUAGAAGCCCGUGCUGCACCCCCUUCUGCCUCCGGGUCUUCUGGCAGCACCAGCGCUGCACGACUGGGUCAGACGCUGGGGCGAAAUGAAAAGCGACGACGCGAUGGGGCUGUGCCUCGAACGCCAUCACAUGCAUCGAACCCUAAUUCGGUGCAGCCGAAUGUGACUCGAGUUCCUGGCAUGUUCUCGUUCGGCAGGAGCACUGUAGAUUCGGGCAAGAGUCCCAUGAAGGACACAAGAGCUGCGCGUCAAGACAGUCGAGGCGAUGAUGCCACUCCGGAACCGAGUGCAGCAGCACCAGCACCCUCAGUCGAGCUAGAACCCAUCAUUGCCAAUGACAGCAAGCCGCCAUCUCUGGCCAUCUUUGCCAAGCGAGGCGGCAAGCUCGUAACUCAGCGCAUUACGCCAGGUCGGCAAGCCGAGUCUUCGCGCGCAAAGGCACUGAGUCGUCUGGAAGAGGAGAGCGGCUCGAGCGAAAGCUCCGGUGAUGAGUUUGAAGUGUAUGGCGGCAAGGGAUUGGUCAUGAUGGCCCCGCCCGAGCCUAUCAAUGCUCGCGAGCAAGAUGCGACGGAGCUGCUCACUGAUCGCUACGGUUUCGUGUACGACGCAACGUCGGCAGAUGUGCGCCUCUUGCGUCAAGCGAGGCGCGCUGCUACCCCUGCGCCAGCUUGUCUCACUGGCAUUCGGGUGGGAGUGCGCGCGAGGGGCGGAUCUGAUAGUCAAAGCGAAGAUGAAAAGGAAGAUGAUGCCGAUCUGUUCACUCCGGAUUCUGAAGAGGAAGCGCAGCCGCCAGACGGGCCGGUCUCUGACGAUGCAGCUACGCGAGCUACAUCGCUGGCGGAGAAGGAGGACUUGUUCGACGGAGCAGAAUCCCACAUUUCCGAGGCAGGAUCCGUCAUCUCCUCUUACUCUCAAAAGGUUGCGGGUAUGCAAGCCGGAGGAAGCAAGACCGGCAGCAACCAAAGCCCGACGACAACCCACUCGAUGCUCUCUGUGGCGCGCGCAAAGCCCAUGACGGAGGCGUCCUCUCUCAGCGUCCCUUCGCAAAAUACCGCUGAAUCAGGCCCGACAAGUCCUUCGGCAGAGCUAGAAUUCCAGUUUGCUUCGCAACCCGCAGCGCCCAAUGCGCUCACCAUCGAAACGCCAAAAGCUGCCAAAGGGCGCCCCGCUUCGACAUCGCAGACUGUCAAGAGGCUUUUGGGUCAGUUGCAGCGAAUGCACGAAGACCAGCAAGCAGAGCAAAAGACGAAAUGGGACGAGUUUCUGGAACAAAGAAGACAGGCUGUGACGUCCCGAACGGGCACUCGCCCGUCCGCGUCGCAGGCUGCGAACGCCAGCGCGGGAGGCGCAGCGCGUCUAGCCGGCGCUGUGCGGAAAAGCGGCGGCCAGAUGUUGGGCUUAAGCGCUUCCGAGCAUGCGACUGGUCUAGCUCAGAUGGAUGAUGUGCCCGAGGAAGCUUGGCAGCAGGGAAUGAUUGGCGUGAAUCGUAUGGGCGAUAGCAAGCUGGGCAAGGAUCACUGGCGCGUCUUUCUGCGCCUCUGCCAGGCUGGCAUUCCUUUGUGCUACCGCGCCAAGGUUUGGACGGAGUGCAGCGGAGCCAUCGAAGCUGCUGAGCCUGGAAAGUAUCAGGAAUUGCUGGCUGAGCAUCAAGGGGAUGCCAAUCAGUGCACAGAACAGAUCGAUCUGGACGUGCAUCGCACCAUGCCGACCAACGUCUAUUUUGGGGGAGAUGGUCCAGGCGUUCCAAAGCUCCGCCGAUUGCUGGUAGCUUACUCGUGGUACAAUCCGACGUGCGGAUAUUGCCAAGGUAAGCACGAUGGCAGGAGGUGGGCUUUAUGAUCACGCUGCUCACGCGCUGCUAUCGCUCCCCAAGGUAUGAAUAAUCUGGCAGCGACGUUGCUGUUGACGCACGCGACGGAGGAAGACGCGUUCUGGGUUCUCGUCAUGAUCAUCGAGGUGAGCUGGGAUGCUGCACUUCGGCGGGGAGCCAUAGCAAUGGUCGCUGAUCUUGCGUUUCGCUACCGCAGCGCAUCUUGCCGAGCGAGUACUACACUUCUCAUCUGCUCGUCUCCCAAGCGGACCAAAGGGUUCUCUUCGAUCUGGUUGGAGAGCUCCUUCCGGACCUGCGCGCACAUCUGGACGAGCUUGGCGUCGAUUUGCCCGCUGUCACUUUCGCCUGGUUCCUAUCGCUGUACACUGAUUGUCUACCUGUCGAGGUGAGUGGGAAGCGUAUUGUACUACAGCGCUCCGAAACUGACGCCGCUCGUCUCUGUGCGUCGUGCGGGAAAUUCGUGACUAGACACUGUUUCGCGUGUGGGACGUGCUCUUUGUUGAGGGCAUGGUCGUACUCUUCCGCGUCGCUAUAGCCAUUCUCGCUCUGAACGAGAAGGAGCUACUGAGCGCCACGUCUGCAUCUGGUAUUUAUAGUCAUAUGCACAGCAUGACCUCCAAGCUUUUCAACGCCGACAAGCUCAUCAGCGUGAGUCCUUUGAAGAGAGAGACACCUUGGGCGGAGCAUUGCGCUUACCCUGCUUCUCCACCGCAACUUAGCUUGCGUGCGAAGAACUCAAGACGGCCAUUCGGUACGCCGACAUCCUCAUUCUUCGCGAGAAACACGUCGCAGAUCUGGAGAGCGAGUUGGGACUUGUUUGA
Molecule: messenger RNA, 4845 nt
Organism: Ceraceosorus bombacis
Lineage: Eukaryota; Fungi; Basidiomycota; Exobasidiomycetes; Ceraceosorales; Ceraceosoraceae
Source: the annotation of a GenBank genome assembly